GGCCCCGGGCGCAGAGAUGGCCCGACACGCCAUGGCCGCAGGGAGCGCCCCGGGGUGGGCCGCGGGGGUCCUCGCCGUGGUCUGCCUGGUCUUCUGUUUCGACGUCAUCAGCUGUGAUUCCCAAUUGUAUGGAGCUGUGAACAAGAAUGUGACUUUCUUUACAGCAAGUUCUACGCCCGUUAAAGACAUCCUGUGGAAAAAAAGAAAGGAUAAAAUUGUAGAAAAGGAAGAAAACUUUGAGGCAAAAGUUUUCCAACCUUUUACAGAUAGAAUUCAUUUAAACAGUAUAUCAGGUGACCUCACCAUCUUCAAUUUAACAUCAUCAGAUGAAGAUGAGUAUGAAUUUGAAUCCUUAAGCAUUAAAGAUAGUAUCAAAUUCGUUCUUAUGGUGCUUGAGCCUCUUCCGUCUCCGACACUAAAUUGUACAUUGGCUAAUGAAACUGUUAGGGUCCAAUGCAGGAUUCCGAAACCUUACAGCAGCCAUAUAGACCUUAUAAGGUACUCAUGGAAUUGCUUCUCAGCACAGUGUAAAACUGGCUCAGAAUCAUCAGAAGUGUGUGUUAACAAGACAGAUGCUCUCUCACGGACAAUAGAGUGUGUCGUUAGCAAUCCAUUAUUCAGAAAUGCAUCAUCAAUCGUUUUGGACACUUGUGUCCCACACGGUGAGUAA
Molecule: messenger RNA, 670 nt
Organism: Ceratotherium simum simum (southern white rhinoceros)
Lineage: Eukaryota; Metazoa; Chordata; Mammalia; Perissodactyla; Rhinocerotidae
Gene: CD58
Product: CD58 molecule
Cellular component (GO): membrane; cell surface
Molecular function (GO): signaling receptor binding
Source: RefSeq, a predicted model, not a curated record